GCAAGGAGACGAUAGGAUACGUUCAUGUCCUGUCCAUAUGCUUAUAUGGAUUUGAAGUUUUGAACAUUCCGUCUUCUCGCAAGUCAUCGAAGUUCGUCUUUCUCUGUCUAGUUUUUGUAGGGUUAACAGGCUCACACGCACCACAUACCUCCAGGAGGAUGCGAGACAUCAUCUGAUCAUAAUGGCAUCUGCUGUAAUAAACUUUAUAAAUGCCACUUCGAACUGGAUAUUGGCUUUGGAUGCUCCUUCUGCUCGAGCCGUCGUCUUUGGAGUGCACAUAGGAGGUCAUCUUUUUGUGGAAGUUCUUCUUUUUGUGGUUAUCGUUUUCCUGCUUUCGCAGAAAAGUUACAAGCCUCCUAAGCGACCAUUGACGAAGAAGGAGAUUGAUGAGCUAUGUGAAGACUGGGUUCCAGAAUCCCUUAUCCCCCCAAUUACAGAAGAGAUGAAACGUGAACCUCCAGUGUUGGAAAGUGCUGCUGGACCACAUACAAUAAUCAACAGCAAAGAAGUUGUGAACUUUGCAUCUGCAAAUUAUCUUGGAUUGAUAGGACAUGAUAAAUUACUUGAGUCAUGCACCUCUUCAUUGGAGAAAUAUGGUGUUGGUUCUUGUGGUCCUCGUGGGUUUUAUGGAACAAUAGAUGUCCACCUUGAUUGUGAGGCCCGAAUAGCUAAGUUCUUGGGAACUCCUGAUUCAAUUCUCUAUUCUUAUGGACUUUCCACCAUGUUUAGUGCAAUUCCAUGCUUCAGUAAGAAGGGAGACAUUAUUGUGGUGGAUGAGGGAGUUCACUGGGGAAUACAAAAUGGCCUUUAUCUAUCUAGAAGCACAGUUGUGUAUUUCAAGCACAAUGACAUGGAAUCUCUACAGAAGACACUGGAAAAAAUCACUGCAGAGAAUAACCGCGUUAAGAAAGUUCGACGUUAUAUCAUAGUUGAAGCUGUUUACCAGAAUUCUGGCCAAAUAGCUCCCUUAGACGAGAUAAUCAAAUUGAAGGAGAAAUAUCGCUUUCGUGUUUUGUUGGAUGAGAGCAACUCAUUUGGUGUACUUGGCGUGUCUGGAAGAGGUCUCACUGAACACUAUGGGGUUCUGAUUGAGAAGAUAGAUAUUAUAACUGCUGCCAUGGGACAUGCAUUGGCCACAGAAGGAGGAUUCUGCACAGGAAGUGCCAGAGUCAUUGAUCACCAACGCAUUGGCAGUUCUGGAUAUUGCUUUUCUGCUUCUUUGCCCCCAUAUCUUGCAAGUGCUGCAAUUACAGCUAUAGACAUCCUGGAGGAUAACCCUGCAAUGAUAAACAAGCUGAAGGAAAAUAUUGCAUUAAUUUGGAAAGGUUUGUCUGGGAUACAAGGCCUCUGCUUAGCAAGCAAUCCAGAAUCACCCAUUGUUUUCCUCAGACUACAGAAAUCCACCGGUACCACAAAAGGCGACUUACAUCUUCUUGAAGAGAUCUCCAAUCGUGUAUUGAAGGAAGACUCUGUGUAUGUGGUGGCUUCGAAAAGGUCAACACUGGAUAAAUGCCGUCUGCCUGUAGGAAUCAGAUUAUUUGUUUCGCGUGCUCAUUCUGAAUCUGAUCUACUGAAGGCAUGUGAAUCAUUGAAGAGAAUAUCUGCAUUGGUACUUAAGGAUCAUAAUUAAUUCCUGCACAUCAGAUCACGCCAUGUGCACUUUGAUUAAUCAUCUCUCUCUAUUCUAAGCCCAGAAUUCAUCGGUUUGACGAUUCGUAUCACUAGUAUAUCAAGAGGGCUGUGGAUUUUGAGAGUUACCAUAUAAUACUCUCUGUAUGUGAUUAUGUUGAGUUGCACUAUUUUUGUGCUACCCUAUUGAAGAUGCAAUGACGACAUUUGUAGUUCGAUGCAAAUAACCUUAUAUUAGUUUUCAUAGCCCCAUUUCUCA
Tripterygium wilfordii is the source of this 1888-nucleotide messenger RNA. RefSeq names its product long chain base biosynthesis protein 1-like. Gene Ontology annotation, biological process: sphingosine biosynthetic process; ceramide biosynthetic process. Bases 182 to 1630 code for a protein of 482 amino acids. The record is from RefSeq and is a predicted model, not a curated record. Gene Ontology annotation, cellular component: endoplasmic reticulum. The transcript is spliced from 13 exons. Gene Ontology annotation, molecular function: pyridoxal phosphate binding; serine C-palmitoyltransferase activity. Lineage: Eukaryota; Viridiplantae; Streptophyta; Magnoliopsida; Celastrales; Celastraceae.